Molecule: messenger RNA, 1403 nt
Organism: Anguilla rostrata (American eel)
Lineage: Eukaryota; Metazoa; Chordata; Actinopteri; Anguilliformes; Anguillidae
Product: growth-regulated alpha protein-like
Exons: 4
Coding region: 68-391 (107 amino acids)
Biological process (GO): immune response
Cellular component (GO): extracellular region
Molecular function (GO): chemokine activity
Source: RefSeq, a predicted model, not a curated record
CAGGAAGCGUCUUGUAUUAGUAUCUUGGAGAAAGUGAAUCAGCACGGACAUUGUAGCAGAGUCGGUCAUGCCUGCCAGAAAAAUUUGCGCAGUUUUCAGCUCGCUGCUUCUUUUUUGGGUCGCGUGGGCAGACGGAGACAUGCGGGGUAGAUGCGUGUGUCCGAACAAAGUUGACGCGGUGCAUCCGAAGCGCGUCGCCGAUAUCACAGUGCUACAGAAGGAUGCGUUCUGCGGCGAGACUCAGAUAAUACUCACUCUGAAGCAGAACGGCGAGGUGUGUCUGAACCCAGACUCAGAACAGGGCCGAAACAUCCAGGAAUGCUGGAGGAGCCAUGACAUGGACCCAGAAAAAACAAAGGCGUGCUUAAGGAAGAAGAAAACAACCCACUAAGCUGACCGCACAAGACAUCACCAUAAUACAGUAUAACAGCGCAAUACUCCAUGUAGGCUGAUACCCCAGACAUGUUACAGUUGCGCUUUUAAUCUCGCAUAUGAAGGGACCUCAUAUAGUGCAUGCGCAUGGUUUUUUUUUUGUACCUGUAUUUUAUAUUAAAAACAAAGAAGAUAAUUAAAAAAAAUAAUAAUAUCUAAAGCCAAGAUUGUGGGUGUGUUGGCAGUUGCAUGCUUUACGUUAUUUUGCUGUUCAAUUUAACAAUGAUAAGUAAAAGCAUUUAAUAAACACCUCACCAUCUUUUAAACACGAACCUUUACUCCAAUGAUUGUGCAAACAUACCCAGCCCUUCUUGUUUAAGUAACUGUAUGUAACUUGACGCUGAAAUACGAAUUGCCUCUCUGAGGACAUUAAAGUUUUCUAAUCUAAUCUAAUCUAGUCUUAGUCUCAAGCCAUUUCAUAAUUAUUGCAGAGCAAAGCCCUGAUGGCAUGCAGGUAGAAAUCAAUUUUCUACUAUUGUUGCCAUUCCUGUCAGGAUUCUGCCGUUUGCUCCCUCUUUAGUUACCCCUGUGUUAAUUGUAUUAUCGUUUUCAAUUAUUCCAUCGUUGUUUUUUCUUUGUGUCUCGUUAUCCCUUUCUUUUUGGGUUUGAUUGUGUAUUGAGUUCUCCCUGUGUCUUGUUAGAGUUGUGGCUAUUUAGGUUCUCUGUUUCCCUGACUCGGGUGUUGUGUUUCUGCUUGUGUUUGUGUUUAUGCCUGUGUGUCUGACUGUGUUUAUGCCUGUUUGUUUCCACCUUAGAGUAUCUGCCUGUGUGAAUCUGCCUGUCCGUUUCUACCCGCGCUCUGUCUGAGAGUUCUGCCCUGCCCGAGUUCUGUUUUCCUCGUGUUUUUUUGGCUUUUAAAAAUUCUGCUGUUUUUGUUUCUUUUUGUGUUUUUGGAAGUGCCCUGCGUGGCCUUGUUUUUGUUCCCUGUUUUCUGUCACCUGCAUUAGAUUAAAGUCUUUGGUUGGAUUUGC